This is a messenger RNA of Myodes glareolus (Bank vole), 2908 nucleotides long. RefSeq names its product gap junction protein delta 2 (gene Gjd2). Gene Ontology annotation, cellular component: connexin complex. Gene Ontology annotation, molecular function: gap junction channel activity. The record is from RefSeq and is a predicted model, not a curated record. Gene Ontology annotation, biological process: cell-cell signaling. Lineage: Eukaryota; Metazoa; Chordata; Mammalia; Rodentia; Cricetidae.
GGCGGAGACUACUUAAGGGCGGAUUAGAGGCGGUGGCCGCGGAUUCCCCAGCCCCGCAGCCAGCACUGCGCGCCGCAGCAGAGCGGGAGCGCCAGGUGCCCGCUCCAGUGACAGGCACCGGGGACGGUGAGCCGACCCUCCCUCAGACUGCAAGAUCACGGGGAAGGCGGCGCAGAGACCGGUCUCCCGCGGGCAGGAGCUCGGCCACCUGCACGCUGCCACCCAGCCCCGCCCCUCGCCGGAAGACUGCGGGAGUCCACCUGACCCCCGGACGGCAGCUAGGUGCUGAUCAGCUCCUCCGCACCGCGCCAAGAGCCCCUUUGGUCCGGACGCGGAUAGAUUGCUUUCCCCCUACUCACCCUUUUCAAGUGCAAUAAAAGGGGAGGGGCUCGUGGAUUUUUUUUUUUAAAGAAACAUUUUUUUUGUUGUUGUUUGCUUCUUUAAUUGGGGGCAAUUCGCUCCCGGUCAGGAGGUGCGGCCCGGGGAGGGGCCAGGACCAGGAACGUGCCCGGUACUGCCCAGUCUUUGUCUGCUGCCUCCGGAUGCACAGCGAUGGGGGAAUGGACCAUCUUGGAGAGGCUGCUGGAAGCCGCGGUGCAGCAGCACUCCACUAUGAUCGGGAGGAUCCUGUUGACUGUGGUGGUGAUCUUCCGGAUACUCAUUGUGGCCAUUGUGGGGGAGACGGUGUACGAUGAUGAGCAGACCAUGUUUGUGUGCAACACCCUGCAGCCCGGCUGUAACCAGGCCUGCUAUGACCGCGCCUUUCCCAUCUCCCAUAUCCGUUAUUGGGUCUUCCAGAUCAUAAUGGUGUGCACCCCCAGUCUCUGUUUCAUCACCUAUUCCGUGCAUCAGUCGGCCAAGCAGAGAGAACGCCGGUACUCUACUGUCUUCCUAGCCCUGGACAGAGACCCCACUGAGUCUAUAGGGGGACCUGGAGGAACUGGGGUUGGGGGCAGUGGUGGGAGCAAGCGAGAAGAUAAGAAGUUGCAAAAUGCCAUUGUGAAUGGGGUGCUUCAGAACACAGAGAACACCAGCAAGGAGACAGAACCAGAUUGCUUAGAGGUUAAAGAGCUGACUCCACACCCGUCAGGGCUGCGCACAGCAGCAAGGUCCAAGCUCCGAAGACAGGAAGGUAUCUCCCGCUUCUACAUCAUCCAAGUGGUAUUCCGAAAUGCUCUGGAGAUUGGGUUUCUGGUGGGCCAAUACUUUCUAUAUGGCUUCAGUGUUCCGGGGUUGUAUGAGUGUAACAGAUACCCCUGCAUCAAGGAGGUGGAAUGUUAUGUGUCUAGACCUACUGAGAAGACAGUCUUUCUGGUGUUCAUGUUUGCUGUGAGUGGCAUUUGUGUGGUGCUCAAUCUGGCUGAACUUAACCAUCUGGGAUGGCGCAAGAUCAAACUGGCUGUCCGGGGGGCCCAGGCCAAGAGAAAGUCAGUCUACGAGAUACGUAACAAAGACCUGCCUCGAGUCAGUGUCCCCAAUUUCGGCAGGACUCAGUCCAGUGAUUCUGCCUAUGUGUGAAAAGGCAGGUUUGGAGAAGGCCUGCUGAGUGGCAAGGAGCCCCAAGGCAGAUGAUGGCUCAAGGGGAGACAGAACUGCCCCCACUUCCGUGAUGCUCACUGUCAAGGUCUAGGCUGCAGGUAUUAAGGGGUCUUCAUCAACAAAGAGGAAAGGUAGAACUGCCAUCACAUGUCACACCAUCGAUCGGUUCUACAGAGACAGUUGGGUACAGUGACAAGAUGACUGAGCUGGACUUCCUUGGGCCUUUCUCUUUAAUGGCCCUUCCUGCUCCUGAUGAUCGUGGACUGAUGCAGCUGCCAAGCAAGACUUCGCUCUGCUGAGCUCUGUAUUCUGGUGAAUGGCAUGAGUCAAAUACUCAUUGAUAUAAAAUUUGUGACCCAUUUCAGCACAUCCCUUUAUCCUGGGCUGCAGAAAAAAAAAACCAUCCCUGAGGAUCUUUCUCCCUCAUCAGCAUGCCCCUUUCUCUCAAACCCAGGAUAGCAUGCCAGCUUUUCUGCUUCCUUGAUCUGGCCUUAUAUUAGCCCUAACACAGUUCAUCUGCAAGCUAGAGGGAAUUACAUGGGGUGCUUUUUGGAUACUGGCCAGGGCAGAGGUUUGCAGCAGAGCCCCAUAUGACUGGCUUUUAGUCAUUAUGAAAACCUUAGGAAUGUCUCAGUAUUUCCAAUUUUUUAACUCAAAUUGCACUGGUGCUGUUUAUUAGGGUUGGGGGAUGGGAGGGAGGGACUAUCAACCCCACUUCUGUGAGAUGGUCAUUUCACUGUCAAGCAUGUGUUUAUGAGCCUUGGGAUAUUUCUGCCUUCUAGGUUAUGGACUGUGGAUAGUGUUAACAAUACGGUUUCUGUUGAAAUGGAGGGUAUCUACUCAAGCCACAGAAUUUCUAACUGACAGAUCUCACUCAUUUUUCUUACCUGAUUUUGCUGUGCUGCACAGCUGCACAUCAUUUUGCCAUGGUUUGAACUUACCUGUGUGCUCACACCAGAGACCUUAAUCAGCCCUUGUCAAUCCCAAUGUAUUACAUCAUCAGUUAUUUUUUGAAACACACUCACACACAAUCACUGGCUUAACAAACCUGGAAGUAAACAUUAUUGGCUAAUAUGUGUUUAUGAAUACUUAUUUGAGACAUAUACCAAAGGUUCAAAAACCUGUUGUUUGGACUGAGACAAUUUUCCUCUGUUGCUCUUAUUUAUUUAAGUGCCAUAUUUCACCCUUAACACCCACUGUAUAUUUAGCUGAAGCAUUAGGCAAGAGUAGUAUUCAGAUAAUAUGUUUCUAGGGAAGCCCUCUGUUUCUUUUGAAUUAUUAUUAUUACUAUUAUUAUUAUUAUUAUGGGUUUUUUGAUUUAGAUAUGGAUGUGGUAUGUUAUACAACUGAGGAUUUGUUUAAAAUAAAG